Molecule: messenger RNA, 1552 nt
Organism: Tilletiaria anomala UBC 951
Lineage: Eukaryota; Fungi; Basidiomycota; Exobasidiomycetes; Georgefischeriales; Tilletiariaceae
Product: putative alpha tubulin
Exons: 3
Coding region: 30-1382 (450 amino acids)
Biological process (GO): microtubule cytoskeleton organization; nuclear migration by microtubule mediated pushing forces; mitotic cell cycle
Cellular component (GO): cytoplasm; nucleus; microtubule
Molecular function (GO): structural constituent of cytoskeleton; GTP binding
Source: RefSeq, a predicted model, not a curated record
CAAACACAGAUCCGAAUACACUCGCCACGAUGAGAGAGGUGAGCUCGAUCCACGUCGGCCAGGCCGGUAUCCAGAUCGGUAACUCGUGCUGGGAGCUCUACCUCAACGAGCACGGCCUUUCGCCCGACGGUCGCAUCGUCGCCGGCUCGCCGUCGGAGAACGAUGACGGCUUCAGCACUUUCUUCUCUGAGACUGGCUCUGGCAAGUACGUCCCCCGCUCCAUCUAUGUCGACCUGGAGCCCAAUGUGGUCGACGAGGUGCGCACGGGUACCUACCGCUCGCUUUUCCACCCCGAGACGCUCGUCACGGGCAAGGAGGAUGCGGCCAAUAACUAUGCCCGUGGCCACUACACGGUCGGCAAGGAGCUCAUCGACCAGACGCUCGACCGCGUUCGCAAGCUCGCCGACGCCUGCUCGGGUCUGCAAGGCUUCUUUGUCUUCCACUCCUUUGGCGGUGGUACCGGUUCGGGUUUCGGCUCACUCCUCCUCGAGCGCCUCGCGCAGGACUACGGCAAGAAGGCCAAGCUCGAGUUCAGCGUUUACCCCGCGCCGAUGAUGUCGUCCUCCGUCGUGGAGCCAUACAACUCGGUGUUGACGACGCACACUACGCUCGAGAACUCGGACUGCUCUUUCAUGGUCGACAACGAGGCGAUCUAUGACAUUUGCAAGAGGAACCUCGGCAUCGUCGCGCCAGGCUACUCGAACCUCAACCGCCUCAUCGCACAGGUCGUCUCGUCGAUCACUGCGUCGCUGCGCUUUGACGGUUCGCUGAACGUGGACCUGAACGAGUUCCAGACGAACCUCGUGCCGUUCCCGCGCAUCCACUUCCCGCUCGCGACCUACGCGCCGAUCAUCUCAGCCGAGAAGGCGUUCCACGAGAGCAACUCGGUUGCCGAGAUGACGUACUCGUCGUUCGAGAAGGGUAACCAGAUGGUCAAGUGCGACCCCCGCGACGGCAAGUUCAUGGCGUGCUGCCUGCUCUACCGUGGCGACGUUGUACCCAAGGACGUCAACUCGGCCGUCGCGGCAAUCAAGACGAAGCGCACGAUCCAGUUCGUCGACUGGUGCCCUACGGGCUUCAAGAUCGGCAUCUGCAACGAGCCGCCCGCGCUCGUCCCCGGCGGCGACCUGGCUAAGGUGAGCCGGAGCUUGUGCAUGCUCGCCAACACGACGGCGAUCGCCGCCGCGUGGAGCCGGCUCGACCGCAAGUUCGACUUGCUGUACAGCAAGCGCGCCUUUGUCCACUGGUUUGUUGGCGAGGGCAUGGAGGAGGGCGAGUUCUCCGAGGCGCGCGAGGAUCUCGCAGCGCUCGAGAAGGACUACGAGGAAGUCGGUCUCGACAGUGUCGGCCCUGAGGACGAGAUGGAGCCAGAGGAGUACUAAGCGCGAGCCACGAGUGCUAGUGUGACAUGCGGUGAACCUUGGCUCUCCACGUUGUGUUUGGGUCGCUCGCCCAUCUCCUACCGCCUUCCAUGCUUGAACCGGGCGCUGGAUCGCGCACGCGCUCGCCGUGCGACGUGAAUGUACUACACACUUGUUCCUUCGUCCAUUCU